AAAGGAGGGGGACCAUCCUCCCCACCACCUCCGCCAGCAUCGCCACCACCACUGACACCGCUCCGAGUCUCCAGUUGCGCCCAUGCCUGUGCCGCCAGUUUCGGUUUAGGGGCUGAACCGCAGGGGCUGAAGAAAAUGGGGCAGAGCGCGCCCCGGACCCUCCUGCUGCUGCUGGCGGGGCUGCUGGGGGAGGCUCUGGCGGGGUUCCCCAACACCAUCAGUAUAGGUGGACUUUUCAUGAGGAACACUGUUCAGGAGCACAGUGCAUUUCGAUUUGCUGUGCAGUUAUACAACACAAACCAAAAUACCACAGAAAAGCCCUUCCAUUUGAACUAUCACGUAGAUCACUUGGACUCUUCCAACAGUUUUUCAGUGACAAAUGCUUUCUGUUCACAGUUUUCCAGAGGAGUUUAUGCCAUCUUUGGAUUCUAUGACCAGAUGUCAAUGAACACACUGACGUCAUUUUGUGGAGCCCUUCACACAUCCUUCAUCACACCCAGCUUCCCAACAGAUGCAGAUGUGCAGUUUGUCAUCCAGAUGCGGCCGGCGUUAAAAGGAGCCAUCUUGAGUCUCUUGACGUAUUAUAAGUGGGAAAAGUUUGUGUACCUCUAUGACACAGAGCGGGGAUUUUCUAUUCUUCAGGCGAUUAUGGAAGCAGCAGUACAGAACAACUGGCAAGUGACAGCCAGAUCUGUAGGAAGUAUAAAGGAUGUUCAAGAGUUCAGAAGAAUUAUAGAGGAGAUGGACAGACGACAAGAAAAAAGAUACUUAAUUGACUGUGAAGUAGACAGAAUCAACACCAUUUUGGAACAGGUUGUAGUCCUCGGCAAACAUUCUAGAGGCUAUCACUACAUGUUAGCUAACCUGGGUUUCACAGACAUUGUUCUGGAGAGAGUAAUGCAUGGAGGUGCCAACAUUACUGGAUUCCAGAUUGUUAAUAAUGAAAACCCAAUGGUUCAACAGUUUCUACAGCGCUGGGUGAGGCUUGAUGAAAGGGAAUUCCCUGAAGCCAAAAACUCACCAUUAAAGUACACAUCUGCACUGACCCACGAUGCAGUCCUGGUCAUAGCUGAGGCUUUCCGCUACCUCCGAAGGCAGCGUGUGGAUGUCUCCAGGAGAGGCAGUGCUGGAGACUGCCUGGCUAACCCUGCAGUGCCCUGGAGCCAAGGAAUUGACAUCGAGAGAGCGCUGAAAAUGGUGCAAGUUCAAGGAAUGACAGGGAACAUUCAGUUUGACACCUAUGGGCGGAGAAUGAAUUACACAAUUGAUGUGUAUGAAAUGAAAGCUGGUGGAUCACGGAAGGCUGGUUACUGGAAUGAAUAUGAAAGAUUUGUGCCAGCAUUAGAUCAGCUGCCCUCUAAUGACACUUCAUCUGUGGAGAACAGAACUAUAGUAGUCACUACCAUCUUGGAAUCACCAUAUGUAAUGUAUAAGAAAAACCAUGAACAACUAGAAGGGAAUGAGAGAUAUGAAGGAUAUUGUGUAGACUUAGCUUCUGAAAUAGCAAAACAUGUUGGAAUAAAAUACAAACUGUCAAUUGUUGGAGAUGGGAAAUAUGGAGCUAGGGACCCUGAGACUAAGAUAUGGAAUGGCAUGGUGGGUGAACUGGUCUAUGGGAGAGCAGAUAUAGCUGUUGCCCCCCUCACCAUAACAUUGGUGCGAGAAGAAGUCAUAGACUUUUCCAAACCCUUUAUGAGCCUGGGCAUCUCCAUCAUGAUCAAGAAGCCUCAGAAAUCUAAACCGGGCGUGUUCUCUUUCCUGGAUCCUUUGGCUUAUGAAAUUUGGAUGUGUAUAGUCUUUGCUUACAUUGGCGUCAGCGUAGUUCUUUUCCUAGUCAGCAGAUUCAGCCCUUAUGAAUGGCACUUGGAAGACAGCACUGAAGAACCACGUGACCCUCAGAAUCCUCCUGACCCUCCAAAUGAGUUUGGAAUAUUUAACAGCCUUUGGUUUUCCCUGGGUGCCUUUAUGCAGCAAGGAUGCGAUAUUUCUCCAAGAUCUCUCUCAGGGCGAAUUGUCGGAGGAGUCUGGUGGUUCUUCACUCUCAUCAUUAUCUCUUCCUACACUGCUAAUCUCGCUGCCUUCCUCACGGUGGAAAGGAUGGUUUCACCCAUAGAGAGCGCAGAGGACCUGGCUAAACAAACCGAAAUAGCCUAUGGCACUCUGGAUUCAGGUUCAACCAAAGAAUUCUUUAGAAGGUCAAAAAUAGCUGUCUAUGAGAAAAUGUGGUCGUACAUGAAGUCGGCCGAGCCUUCGGUGUUCACCAAAACGACGGCGGACGGGGUGGCGAGGGUGCGGAAGUCCAAGGGGAAGUUUGCCUUCCUGCUGGAGUCGACCAUGAACGAGUACAUCGAGCAGCGCAAGCCCUGCGACACCAUGAAAGUUGGAGGCAACCUGGAUUCCAAGGGCUAUGGUGUAGCAACCCCCAAAGGCUCAGCAUUAAGAAAUGCUGUUAACCUGGCAGUAUUAAAACUGAAUGAGCAAGGCCUCUUGGACAAAUUGAAAAACAAAUGGUGGUACGACAAAGGAGAGUGCGGCAGCGGGGGAGGUGACUCCAAGAACUCCUGUAAACCUUGCAGUAUUGAAACUCAGUGAACAAGGCAUCUUAGACAAGCUGAAAAACAAAUGGUGGUACGAUAAGGGUGAAUGUGGAGCCAAGGACUCCGGAAGUAAGGUCAGUCGCUGAAGGUCUUUUUGUACUGAUUAGCAAUCACAUUUUGACCCCACUGUUUGUUUAUACCAAGAAUGACUUUCAAAAGUUGCUAUUUACAUUUCGAAGGUUGAAAGAAAAGACUAGAAAAAAAUAAUUUAAGUCUCAGAACAUGACAGCGUUUUUCUUAUAUGCAGUAACUGACUGUAGUUGUAAGUAUGUUUUACUGUGUGAGUAUUUUGCUAGAAAAACAUGCAAAGAGAAGCCCCCAAAGCCUCCCAAGGUGGUGUUUUCAAUUAAAUGUGCAAGUUUUAACACAGUCAUUGUGUAUGAUUCAGGCCAGCAUCUUAUUUUUAGUUUUAUUGAAAAAUCGCGUUUUUGUUUCAAAAUUAUGACUUAGUUUCUCUACAUGUCAGUUUGGGAGACAGUCACAUGCUUGCUAAGGGCGUAAAUUUUCAGAACACACCACUGAUAAGGAAAAAACACCUUUCCCACCCUGUUUCCCAAUUCAGUCUGAAAUUGCUUGGAUUUUAAAAAAAAAAAUCUAGAAAUUCCAAUGGUGAGUCAUUACCUAAAUGUUGUAUAUUCCUUUUUGUACUGCUUUGAACCAUUUUGCUGCUGUACUGCCCUGUUGCCCACCAGCUGUGCUGCAGGGCUGGCCAACCUCAUGUGGAACUGCUGUAGACUCCAGGGGAGAUCCCACCCCUGAGGUGGAUCACCCCAGUAGGUGUACACUUGAAUUGCAGGAAAUAUUUAUUUACACCAUUCAGUUAAAAGAAAACACAGAGGAUUUUUUUUUUCCUUAAUGCUUAUAGAACCACUGGGGAGAAAAACCCUGUAAAAGUGCUGGGCUUGUUGGAGUGAAGGACAUUUUCAAAGGCACCAAGAGGAGGAGAAAUCCAGCUCCAGCUGAAAUCGGUCACAGUUGAGUGCCUAACUCCCCUGGUGCCUUUGGAAGUGCUCUCUGUAAUCAUUCAAACAGAAAACUAUAAUUUCAAAGCACCCUCUCAGUGUCGGAGGACAAUUUCAAGUUCCAGCAAAGCCAAUAAUAAAAUUUCAUUGAUUUCAGUUGGACUGGAAGUUGCUUAGGGCACAACCCUGUAGCUGUUGUCUGAGAUAAAUUUGGGAUCGUGGGAUAUCUGAACACACAGCAGCUGCAGAAGGGAAAUGUAAUUGAAAAGAGAUAUAAAUGAGAUCUUUAGUUUAUAUGUCAGGCUGUUUGCUACAACUGCAUGCAUCCAAACUGCUCGUGAAAUGCACAGACACUUGCAAGGUAGAUCCUAUUUUAUUGCGACUAUAUUUGAAUUUUUCUCUCCCUGAAGAGACUUGUUAACGAAGCUCUGUCAGCAGGUGUCUUCUCUGGGCACAGCCAGGUUGCUUUGGCACCUGCCUGUCCGUCCCAGAGUAGCGUGGUGUGCCAGCCCAACCAGGGCCAUGCCAGCCACCCUUCCUGCCCACAGCCAGCCCGCCUGCCCGUGCAGCAGCAAAAGGGUUGCAGCUCUAUUUAUUCUGAUUACAGAAUCCUGUCCUUAAAAAUGCAAGCCUCUCCCCCAUCUGACAUGUACUGAAGGAAGGUAAACCCUGGCCAGUGAUUUUUGUUUAACAAUGUCUGUUUUUAUUCAGUAACUCACUCUCUCAGAGUUGCUGGUUUAGCUCAGGGCUCUGCUGCUUGACCUCUAAGAAACUGACCACCUUCCUAGGGUGUUGUGUUUUUUUUAAUAUUGAAAAGAAAUGUAGAUAAGUUUAGGAGCAUCUCAAUAAUUUUACCUACAUUCCUGAGAACCAAAUGUGCAGUGGUUUGGCUUUUUCUUUUUCUGGUUUUUCACGGCCUUUUCCAAAACCCGCUGUUUUACUCAGCCACUGCUUUCCCCGGCACAGCUUUCCCGCAGUGCCUUUGCCACCAGGGAUGCUCGGCCGUAGGCAGGAUUGCUCGGGGACACCAAAGGCCUGGGACAGUCAGUGGCCAAAAAUAUCUCAUCGCCUUGGAGCCAGCCAGGGCUUCACCCGCCACAGGGUGGAAGGCAGAGCAGUCACUGCUGCGCAGCCCCAGGCUGUGGGGAUGGGGGGACAGCACCGGUCCGUGAGCCGGACACCAAACACCACGAGGGUGGCAUUUGCAGCUAGGACUGAGUGCAAAGUAACUUGUUGUCUGUGUGCCUGUCUGCUCCUCACAGCAAAGCUAACGGCGUCGCUCGUUUC
Molecule: messenger RNA, 4846 nt
Organism: Myiozetetes cayanensis
Lineage: Eukaryota; Metazoa; Chordata; Aves; Passeriformes; Tyrannidae
Gene: GRIA3
Product: glutamate ionotropic receptor AMPA type subunit 3
Exons: 15
Coding region: 136-2592 (818 amino acids)
Biological process (GO): monoatomic ion transport; modulation of chemical synaptic transmission; synaptic transmission, glutamatergic
Cellular component (GO): dendritic spine; postsynaptic membrane; AMPA glutamate receptor complex
Molecular function (GO): AMPA glutamate receptor activity; transmitter-gated monoatomic ion channel activity involved in regulation of postsynaptic membrane potential
Source: RefSeq, a predicted model, not a curated record